Struthio camelus australis is the source of this 10192-nucleotide messenger RNA. The record is from RefSeq and is a predicted model, not a curated record. Lineage: Eukaryota; Metazoa; Chordata; Aves; Struthioniformes; Struthionidae.
CAUAACACACUGUGAUGAGUAAGUUGAAUAGUGCAUGGACAAACACCAUGAUGCUGCUCAUGAAAUUAUCGAGACAAUUCGGUGGGUCUGUGAAGAAAUCCCAGAUCUCAAGCUUGCUAUGGAAAAUUAUGUUUUAAUUGACUAUGAUACAAAAAGCUUUGAAAGCAUGCAGAGGCUUUGUGACAAAUACAACCGAGCCAUUGAUAGCAUUCAUCAGUUGUGGAAGGGAACCACCCAGCCCAUGAAACUGAACACUCGUCCCUCCAAUGGGCUCCUCCGUCAUAUCCUGCAGCAAGUAUAUAACCACUCAGUGACUGAUCCAGAGAAACUCAACAACUAUGAGCCCUUUUCCCCAGAGGUUUAUGGAGAAACUUCCUUUGACUUAGUAGCCCAAAUGAUAGAUGAAAUUAAAAUGACAGAGGAUGAUUUGUUUGUUGACUUGGGCAGUGGUGUGGGUCAGGUUGUGCUUCAGGUGGCUGCAGCCACAAACUGCAAACAUCACUAUGGUGUGGAGAAAGCUGAUAUUCCAGCCAAAUAUGCUGAGACGAUGGACAGAGAGUUCAGAAAGUGGAUGAAAUGGUAUGGGAAAAAACAUGCAGAAUACACACUGGAAAGAGGUGACUUCCUCUCAGAAGAGUGGAGAGAGAGAAUUGCAAACACAAGUGUUAUUUUUGUGAAUAAUUUUGCCUUUGGUCCUGAGGUGGAUCACCAACUGAAGGAGCGAUUUGCGAACAUGAAGGAAGGUGGGAGAAUUGUGUCCUCAAAACCUUUUGCACCUCUGAAUUUUAGAAUAAACAGUCGAAACUUGAGCGAUAUUGGCACUAUAAUGAGAGUUGUGGAGCUAUCACCACUGAAAGGGUCUGUGUCAUGGACCGGGAAACCAGUUUCUUACUACCUGCAUACUAUUGACCGAACCAUACUUGAAAACUAUUUUUCUAGUCUCAAAAAUCCAAAACUCAGGGAGGAACAAGAGGCAGCUAGACGUCGUCAACAAAGAGAAAAUAAGAGCAACACAACUACUCCAACGAAGGUUCAAGAAAACAAGGAUUCUGGUGCUGAAGAAGAAAAGGCUGGGGCAAAUUCAGUUAAAAAGCCAUCUCCCUCCAAAGCACGUAAGAAAAAGCUGAGUAAAAAAGGAAGGAAAAUGGCAGGCAGGAAACGAGGACGUCCCAAGAAAAUGAACACUGCAAACACAGAGCGCAAGACCAAGAAGAACCAAACUGCACUAGAACUUCUGCAUGCUCAAACUGUGUCACAAACAUCUUCAUCCUCUCCUCAGGAUGCAUACAAGUCACCUCAUAGUCCAUAUUACCAACUACCUCCUAAAGUGCAACGGCAUUCAUCUAACCAGCUACUGGUGACACCCACCCCACCUGCACUACAGAAGCUGCUAGACUCUUUUAAGAUCCAGUACAUGCAGUUCAUGGCGUACAUGAAGACUCCUCAGUAUAAAGCAAGUCUGCAACAGUUACUGGAGCAGGAAAAGGAAAAGAAUGCUCAGCUACUGGGGACAGCACAGCAGUUAUUCACCCACUGCCAGGCACAGAAAGAGGAAAUAAAACGUCUUUUUCAACAGAAACUUGAUGAGUUGGGAGUUAAAGCUCUGACUUACAAUGACCUGAUUCAGGCUCAGAAGGAGAUCUCUGCUCACAAUCAGCAACUGAAAGAACAGACGAAACAGCUGGAAAAGGAUAACAGCGAACUCAGGAACCAGAGCUUACAGCUGCUGAAGGCACGAUGUGAAGAACUGAAGCUGGAUUGGUCAACACUGUCGCUGGAGAACUUGCUGAAGGAGAAGCAGGCCUUGAAGAAUCAGAUUUCUGAGAAACAAAAGCACUGUUUGGAAUUGCAGAUCAGCAUUGUGGAACUUGAGAAGAGUCAAAGACAGCAGGAGCUCAUGCAGCUGAAAUCAUAUACACCAUCUGAUGAGUCACUGUCAGUACAGCUACGCAAUAAAAAUCAUUUGAGCCGUGAUCCUGAGGCUGAUCAUGGCAGGUUCCAACUUGAGCUUGAAUGCUCUAAGUUUCCUAUGCCCCACAUCAAUGGCAUGAGCCCUGAACUGUCCAUGAAUGGCCAUGCUACUCCCUAUGAAAUUCAUAACACUUUUAGCAGGCCUUCCUCCAAGCAGAACACCCCUCAGUACACAACCUCUCAUCUGGACCAAGAAAUAGUUCCAUGUACUCCAAACCACAACAGCAGACAGAAGGCAGACAAGAUGACAAGCUUGUCCUUACCCGAUUACACCAGGUUUUCCCCAGCUAAAAUAGCACUAAGGAGACACUUGAAUCAGGACCAUGCAGUCAAUGGAAAGGCAACAACUAAUGAGAUACAGAGAGUUGACCACGUGAAAGAGAAUGGCCUUACAUAUCCAAGCCCUGGUAUUUCAAAUGGCAUAAAGCUGAGUCCUCAGGAAACUCGGCCCUCUUCCCCAGGGGCCUUACCCAUUGCAGGCGAGAAGGUUUUGAGAGAGAGAACCUCUGUGAGUAAUGGAGAAACUAUCACCAGCCUACCUAUCAGUAUUCCUCUCAGCACAGUGCAGCCCAAUAAACUCCCUGUUAGUAUCCCUCUGGCCAGCGUAGUCCUACCUAGCCGUGUUGAGAAGGUGAGAAGCACACCUAGCCCAGUUCAUCAGAGCAGAGACUCAUCAACACUUGAAAAGCAGAUUGGUGCUAGUUCUCAUAACGGCGUAAGCAAUGCUGCUGGAAACAAGCCACUGGCUUUGGCUACCUCAGGUUUUUCUUACUCUUCUGGCUCCGUGGCAGUCAAUGGAACUCUUUCAAACAGCCCAGCCCAUCUUAACCAUAGUGUUGAUCAGGCAGCUCUGGACGACUCUGGGAGUCUGUUUAACUCAGUAGGGUCUCGGAGUUCCACUCCACAACAUCCUUUGCUAAUGAUGCAGUCAAGGAACUCUGGGCAAAACUCCCCUGCUCACCAGCACUCAACAAGCCCCAGGUUAAAUGGCACCUCCCAGAGCCUGGUAGGGGUAUUGCAAUAUGCAGAUGCUCAGAAGAUAUUUGCCGAAGGAACAAAGGGGGAUCUUCAGUCUGAUGCAGCGUUUUCAGAUCCUGAGAACGAGGCCAAGAGAAGAAUCAUCUUUACAAUCUCUCCUAAUACAGGACAUGUAAAACAAUCCCCUUCCAACAAGCACAGUCCUCUGCCCUCGAGCGCUCGGCUGGACUGUGGCCAAGCACAUGUGCAGGAUGGGAAGAAGCGAGGUCGGCGGAAGAGAUCCUCUACUGGGAACCUCAGCGGGAGCUCCGGGGUCUCCCCUAAACGCAAAUCCUUACCUACUGUGUCAGGACUCUUUACGCAACCAUCAGGUUCACCACUCAAUAUUAACUCCAUGGUCAAUAACAUUAACCAGCCUUUAGAAAUAACAGCCAUUUCCUCUCCUGAAAACUCCCUGAAGAACUCUCCUGUUCCUUACCAGGACAAUGACCAGCCCCCAGUAUUGAAAAAGGAAAAGCCACUCAUUCAGACCAAUGGUGUUCAUUACUCUCCUCUAACAUCAGAUGAAGAGCAGGGAUCUGAAGAUGAGCACAAUAGCACCAGAAUUGAGAGGAAAAUUGCAACAAUAUCAUUGGAGAGCAAAUCCCCACAGAAGACUGUUGAAAAUGGCGGCAGUUUACCUGGGAGGAAACAAGCACAAACCACUGAGAACAUAAAUAGCAGUAAAUGGAAAUCUACGUUUUCACCAAUAUCUGACAUCAACCUGACCAAAACUACAGAUAGUCCCUUGCAGUCUGUUUCAUCUCUGAGCCAGAAUUCGCUGUUUGCCUUUAGGCCGUCCUCUGAGGAUAGCCUAGCCAUUGACUCCAAGAUCACAGCACAUGCGAGGAAAAGCAUUGCCAUGCCCUCCUCUGGGGCAGAUGGGCUCAGCCCUAGUACAAACUCCACUAAUGGAUUCACGUACAAUGGUGGACUGUCAACAGAUAUUGGUUUACACAGCUUUAUCGAUGGUGCUUCUCUUCCGCAUAAGACUUCAGAUGUGACAACUUCCAACUGCUCCCUGAGUUUUCAGUCACAGCGAAGCAAAGAUGUGGGGGUAUCGGAAACAAACCCUUUUUUGAACAAGAGGCAACUUGAAGGCCUCAGCAGCACGAAAGGAGAAGACUUAAAUCGGUCAGGGGUCAAAAACAAAGAGAUCAGCGAAAUAAGUAUUCGUACUGGGGGAUCUUCAGAAAAAAACUCUUUGCAGCAUAACGGAAAGGUUGGCAAAGGAAGGGACCGAGAUGUGGAGUUUAAAAACGGCCACAACCUUUUCAUUUCUGCUGCUGUUUCAUCUGGUGGCCUUCUGAAUGGUAAAAGCCUUUCCACUGCUGUUUCUUCAGCAGGCAACGCAGCAUCUUCUGUUCAGCCGCACCAUCCUUUCCUAAACACUUUGACCACUGGAUCACAGUUCCCCCUUGGUCCCAUGGCCUUGCAAGCAAACCUCAACUCGGUGACAAACUCCUCAGUAUUGCAGUCCUUAUUUAAUUCAAUGCCAGCUGCUGCCAGUCUGGUCCACGUGUCAUCAGCUGCAACCAGACUGACUAAUUCUCACACUAUGGGGAACUUCUCUCCUGGGGUUACAGGUGGAACAGUUGGAGGUAUUUUUAACCAUGCGGUGCCUUCUGCCUCCUCUCCUCAUCAAUUUGGAGCCAGUUUCAGCAGCAGUGCUGUCUCUAGCAGCACAGUGCUAAGCUUAAACCCUCUGCAGGCUGUUGCCAGCACCUCAUCCCCAUCCUUCCCAUCCCCCUCCUCUAAUUUAGUAACAUCUAGUGAGAAUAGAUCUGCUCAGCACCUCAACAGAGCGCCAGUGCAAUCUGUUUUUCAUUCCCCUCCACCUCCUCCUAACGUCUCGUUGCCCCCACCUCCUCCAUUACUUGCUUCUAACUCUGAGCCUGUGCUUCUGCAGAACCUGCCGUCCGUCCCACCUGGCGAAGCUUUUUUGCCAUCCUCUUCUGCUGCUUCUGUCCAAUCUGCUAAUGCUUCUUUGUCUAUUAAGCUAGCUUCUCUCCAGCACAAAACUUCCCGCCCCUCCUUUACAGUCCAUCACCCGCCUCUGCCCCGUUUGGCGCUGGCACAGACCGCGCCAAUGAUCACGCAGUCCAACGCAGCUGGCACGUCCGCUAUGUGGGUUACACUUGGCAUGCAGUCUCCUUAUGCUUCGCACCUUUCUGGGGUUAAGCCACGAUAAAGAGCUUGCUUAGCUAACAGUUCUUAUUUUGUAAGGUAAGGCUAGAGAAAAAAAAUCAGGAGUUUUGUACGAGAUGCUGAAUGAUGCUUCUUCCUUUGCAGAGAUAGGGUGGGAGUGGGCUCUGUGAAGCAGAGCUCUAAAAUGGGGGAAGUGAUCUUACGGCAGAGGAUGGAGAGCCUUAAUGCGUCUUGUUUGGGAGUCAGGAUUUCUCGACACGGAGUGCUCACUAUGGUAACUCUGGUCUGUCUCAUCUGACAUUAGGAUUAUGUUCAGGUCGAGAUCACUUCUUGAAAACGUUUUUUUGUGAUGAUCUGAAAUCAGGAGGAAAUGUCUAUUUUUUAAGUAUGUUUUUAUACGGUAUUGGAAGUGGUUGUUGCCUACUCUGAUUCCCCUUGCCCUCCGAUUCCCCUUCCCCUUGCCCUCCGACGCUAACUGUUGCAUCUCCCACAAGUCCAUGUUUCCAUAGCGUUAGGAUGCGUGAAGGUGCUGCUUUGUGACUGUAUGUGGCAAUGUGGUCUUGUUUUUGUAGUGUCAGUCAACAACAGCUGCUCUAAAUACUCAAAAAAAUUAAAUCUCCAGGUUACAAGCUGCAGCUUUGUCUUGGAAUGCAAACGCACUGGUCUUGCAUUGCAGUUAAUUUGUCCCUUGCUCCACUGCAAAAUGAAGGAGCAAAGGCAGUUAUAACUUGUGUCUGCCUGAUGUAAUCACAGGUAGCAAAGAAGAGUUAUGCUGAAUUGGAUAAGAACAAACCAGGGAGGCCUCAUCAUCUGUGCACUACAGCUUUACUGGACUUCCGGGAUAGGGCUAACAGCAACAGACUCCAUCAGAUGCUGUAUUUUUGCUUGCUUUGGCAAUCACUGACUUACUGCGUAGACUGUGAACGAGAAGAUAAGGAAUAUGCAGGGUUAACUGUAGUCUGUGUUUCCUAAGGGCAGAGGCAGUAUAAGAGAGGAAGAUCUCUGGAGAGUAUAUAUGUUUACCGAAGUAUUUAAAUGCCUUCCAGAGCAAUGACAGAAUAAAGUGUACCAGCACAGAGUUGGGUACUGUUGUUAUGAAAAUACUCUGUGGUGUUAUGGUGUAACUUGUGAUUGCAAAGUUAAAUGAGUAUGUUAGGCCCCAGAGCUUGCUCCGUGCUUUCUUGUAGGUCUUUGAUGUUGUUGCUGUUCAUUGAUACCAAAGUUGCAUACAAUAUAUGGUUGAAUGCUCUUUGCCGCUUAUAAAACAUUUGACUCAACUACAAUCUACCUGAGAGAUUCUUUUGACUGUGCAUUGUGUAUAGUGUUUUCAUCAUCAAACUGCUCCACAGACUUGAAAAAUCCUCACUUAGGCUUUUGUGAGGUAGGUAAGUAUUACCUUGAUGUUCAUUCAUUACCAGAAAGUGAGGCUAGUAACAGUUCAAUAAUGUGGCCCCUGUGCAUUAGCAGGGACUAAUGAUGUAAUGUGGAAUAGCAUGGUGGUUACUCAGUAGGUUUGAAGGACCCAGGAUAGAAAUAAGAGGUGGGGGGGGAGAUGGAGGUGGUUUAGGCUUCGGUUUUUGUAUGAGUAUGAUCAAAUGAGAACAGUGUGAAAGGCUUCUGUUGAAGCAGUUGCCUUACCUGAAAUUGGGGUUAUGUUAUGCUAGGCUCCAUACGAUCGUAGGUGAGGCUUCUGUCAGAAAAAGCUCCUGAGCAAGAUAGGCAAAGAACAAAAGUAAAGUGCAGAGAAGGGUAGCUGGAUGACGAAAACUAGACUGGAGCAAAGGAUGCCACCAGCAGAUGGUGUGUAACAUACAUGUACCACAGUUGUGGGUCCGGCUUAAUGUGGUUCUCAAACAUGGGUCAAAUAUUUCAGUGAUUUCAUUGACUUUGGUAUGAAUGCUUAUGCUCAAAGACCUUGCUAAACUGAGGUUGAAAUCUGGAAUUGGGGACUAAAAUAAUCUGCUUUGUUUCUCUUAAUGUUUCAGAAAGUGGGUGAUGAUCCUCCACUAAGGUAAUUAAAAAAAAAAAAAAAUCAAAGCAGAUCAGUUUGUGUUAGAAAAAAACUGAAGUACUGAAUACGAGAACAUUUUUGCUACUCUUUGAGGUCAGUCACAUGAGCUUGAUAUGAUUACACUGUCAGAACGCUAUAAAAAUGACAGUAGCCAGGAGGGGCUGCAUGUCACACUUGGAGGCGUCCUUCAUGUCUAAUUGUGGCUGGGUCAAGGAAAGAAUCGUUCCUUCUCCGCUGGCUAGCAGGUCUCAGAACAAUAAUAGAGAUGAUUGUCACAUCUAACACGUAAUAGAUUUUGCCUCUUAUUUAGAUGAGUCUCUUCCUCUCCUCCUGUUGUGCAGGUAACUAGGAUUUCUACCUCAACCCAAUGUGACCUAUGCAAGGACAACGUGGACCAACUUCACUCGGCUUCCACUGAAAGGUGCUCACCUGGCCUGUGCAGGGGUUUCUACUCUUACUACUGGACAAAAUAAAAACAUAAAAAGACCUAAACAACAGAAAAAAAACCAAUAUUUACUGUGAAUCGGAGUAAAAAAGAAAGGAAAAAAAAAGAGGCAAAAGAAAUGUUUAAAGCUCCAGUUUGUAUUGUUGAUAGUUUAGAUAAAGUAUUUAUCUUUUUUUAAAGUGAAAACAAUUUUGACUUAUUUUAUUCCACCCAGAGUCAUAAAUACAACUUAUUAAUAAAUUCUCUGAAUAAUAAAGAACUGGCACACCAGCAGAGAUAUAAAGAGCCUCCUCUCGGUGCUAUUUCAUCCGUCAGAACUGUGCCUCUAGUUUGAAUCCUUGGUGCUGAAUUUGGAGGGUUGACCAAUGCCAAACCCAGUUCUCAGAAAGGUCUGCAUUUUAUUUAUUCAACUUGCUCUGUUCAUAUACCAAAAUCCACUUGGUUUGCAGCAGUGUGAGCUAUAGAGAAUGGCAGUCUUUGAUUUAGUGCUUUGAUCUAAUCUGAACUGAGCCAGGUGCUCUGUUAACUGGGUGGUUUUUAACUGUGUUCAUUACAAACAAGAACUCAGUACUCCCCUCUGGAACGGAACGGCAGCUACGUUCCCUGGGUUGCCCCAGGGAAGCUUGGCCAAUUCAGGCACAGUUUGAACAGAAGAAAUCCAAGUCCUGCCCCAUUCAAACUACUUCACUGGGCCAUUUGCAGUUGCUGGUGGCACUCAAGUCACUGUGAAUUUUGGUAGCUAGUCUGGUAACUUUGUUUUGGGAUGUCAUUGGCAUAUGAACAGGGUGCAUAAUCACUGGUAUUGGUCAGGCCCUUUUUAACAACAUUGGAAAGACUGAAAAUAGUGCUUCUGUACUGGUGCAGGUAGCAUAUUUUCUCAGCUUGUUGUUUUUGUUCUAAGUACAAUGUAUUUUGUUAGUAGGGUUUUGAUACUUGAUUCAGAAAUGGCUUAGCCGUGUACAUUUAUUGACUAAGUGCAUUUUGCUUUUGUAUUUCUUUGCUUUAAGUAGGUCUAAAUGGUAGUUCACAAAAACACCACAAUCUAGCUUAACGUGCUGCCACACUAUCAGACUGGUGCAUUUAAUUGUAUUGUGACUUGGUGUUCUGUGUACAGAAAGUGCCGCUCGGAGCAGCGGCUGUAUUUUAUAGAGAUGUGAUGAAAAUUUAUAAAUUUCAUAUACUUUAUUUCAUUUAUUUUUAGAUUGUACAAUGCACAGUAAACUUGUAAAAACUUAUUUAUUCAAGUGCACAAAAUGUGGAGAAGGGUGAUCCAUUAUGUCGAAAUCACUUUGGUCCAUAGUUCAGACCGGACCAAGCACCGAUAAAGGAAGCUACAGUAAAAGAAGGGGAAUUGCAACAGCAAAAUGGCUAGAGUAAAAACACAUAUAGGCUUUGGGAAACACCUGCCUGCUAGCCCAGGCGCUCGAAGGGGCAGUAUUGAUGGCUCUGUGUCAGAGGCAUUCACUGUCCUUAAAUCCGUUCUAGGUUGCUAGUACCUCCUAAUAAGUCUCAGACCUCCAGCAGUCAGGCAUCACCUUGGGUUUGAGCCCUGCUUUAGCAGCCACCUGAUGGAGUUUCCCCCGUGGUCACAAAAAGCUGGGCUUAAUGAAUUAGUUGUUUAAUUCCUGCCUCUGCAGUCAAAGCAGACAAGAUACUUCUACCCUCGUGUGCUCUCUCCUGCUAUCUUUUCCGGAUUUGGGAGGCACGGCUGUGAAUGCAAUGCUGGUUGUGCUCAGAAGAGCGAUGGGGUAAGAGCAACUGGUGGGGUGCAUUAGCAACUCCUAUCCCUUACAGGCGUCAGUUGGGCCCCUUUCUUUACACCUCAUCUCUGGCAAUGUUGUUGAGACAAAGUGCAGUUAUUUUGUUGUUUCCUAAGUGUGUCUUCCAUAGGCAGUCUUUGUGUGCAGAAACGGUCAACCGAGCUUUGCCGCCUUGUUCAUUGAAAAGGGAAGGGAUUUAUAUCCCUGGAAAUGAGGGAUGUUUGGAGCUGUUUUCUGCUUUGCAUGUGGGAGAGGAGUUGACAGCGGUGCACCCUGUUGAGUUCUUAAUAGCAAGAUGGGACCCUGGAAAAGGGAAAGAUGCUCAGGGGGUGAGAGCUGAGAAACAUCCAGUAGCUUCUAGUAGAAGCCAUACGCAGUUUAUGUCCUGGAAUCCAGGAGGACUAUGUAACCCAGAUAUUAUUCAGCUGGGAGCUGGGCAACUCCAGCUUGAUCCAGAUCCUUGGGUAAGUUGCAGAGCUGCCUUAGCAUCCUUCCCAGCGAAAGGCAAAGUGCUCAGGUCUUUGGAAGGCUUUAAAAUGAUAGGUUGUGUAUGAGCAAUUGCUGGAAGGGCUGUAGCCUUAAUUACAUUUCUGUCCACUCCCCCCAUUUAUGUCCCUGAUGUGAGAGUAGGAGGAAAUACAAGAAGUAGCUCUUAAUCUGUCUGCUUUCACCUGAUCCCUUUCUGAAAAGGGACCAAGAUACAGUGCUCCUUAGAUCUUUUGUCCCCUCUUCAUCUCAAACCACUGAAGACAUCCAGCCAAGAGGGUUCAGUCACCAUAACGGCUUCUGUGCUGGGAGAUCUUGCCUGGGUUCAUCACCCAAGAUGCUUGCGGGACAAGA